Messenger RNA from Sesamum indicum (sesame), 1032 nucleotides. RefSeq lists its product as uncharacterized. The record is from RefSeq and is a predicted model, not a curated record. NCBI's taxonomy places the organism in Eukaryota, Viridiplantae, Streptophyta, Magnoliopsida, Lamiales, Pedaliaceae.
CCAAUAUUUCUAAUUUCAGUAAAAUCAUUGGACAAUUCUCUCCCUUUUAGCCCUCUCUCUCUCUCUCUCUCUCUCUCUCUCUCUCCACACACAGCCACGGCCGAUAGCAGAGAAAAAGUGUCGCACAAUUUGCAAUGGCGAAUACUCCGACGCCAAUUCCAGCAAAGGGGAAAUGGUCCAACCUAUCAAAACACGCUUGUCGCUUGUAUUUCUUACUCAUCAUUCUUCAGGUGCCCCUUUUCAGGGUUCAGUGUAGAUCCGGCAUGUGUACAACACCCAUUCAGGUUACGUCUUCGCAGUUGAUUUCUAGUGAUGUAUUCCCUCUUCCAGUGGUUAAGGCUCUUCUCUAUCCUGGAGCUUUUGUAAAUGGCCUCAUAAGUAAUAUGACUGUUCCACGCUGGGAUAAUCUGCUGAGUGUGUAUAACCUGACUGGCAUAAAGGAGGCCUCAGCAGUAACAGACCUACAGCGUUUGGAGGUUCUUGCUGGAAGUUACUUCUGUGUGGCUGGUUCCCUAAUUGGUCUUGUAAAACCUGGGAGGAUGAGUAUGUUUGGAACUCUUCUAGUUAUUUGGGGUCUUGUAAAGGAAGGGAUUCUUGGAAAGCCAGUGAACACAGAUCCAACGAAAGCAGUAUUUGUCUACCCUACAAUGUUGCUAGCUCUGGUUUGUGCUUUCCUAUCAGUAAAAUACGAUAUUAAGAAGGUAGUCAGAAGUACUCCAGCUCAACCUGUUGCGAAACCUCUGAAGAGCUCUUCAAAAUCGAAGCUGAAAUGAUUCAGGGAUGCAACACUGAUACCAGCAUAGGAUGCCAUUUGCAUUAUUGUCGGUUUCUCACUUGAAGUUCAUUGGCUACUGAGUUGUGUUUGUUAAAGGAUCCAGCUGCUUGGCAUGUUAAUUACACCGGGAAAGAAACGAUAUGAAUACAGGAAAGAAUUUUUCUUGUAGUCCUUUUGCUUUGACAGAAUUAUGGGACUUGAAGUGUAAAUGUCAAAGAGUGAUUCUUCACUCUUUAAUUAAGUACUUUAUGAUGCAA